AAAUAAAAAUAAGUUUGUGAAGCACCGUAAUUUGCCGGAAGCAAAAAUAUGAUUCUACAGCAUUUAAUGCAUCAUGUACGAAGCCAGCUGAAUCCUAUUCUUUGUGCAAGCAGACAAAGUUCCAUCAUAAUACCAACAGUUGUACAACGGUUCUUGUCCACUUCUUGGGUCGUAUGCCGGAAAGCUGUUAUAAAACGUGAGGAGUACUUCUUGAAAAAAGAUAACAUACCUGCAGGAUUUAAUAUCAUAUAUCGUGCACCUAUGCAACACUAUCUUUCCGCAUGUAAUAUUGUAACAUCGUUUAGCUUUUUGGCCGUCGGUGGUAUAAGUGCGUUCACUCUCAUGAAAGACUACCACAACAUAGUGGUACCGUUCGAGAUCGAGUUUGCCACACUAACGGCAAACGAGACGGACUUGCUGUACUUUUUAGGGUUUUUCUUUCUUAUGAAUGUUGCCAUUCGAAUCGUGGUGAAUCGAUACCCGCUCAGGAUAUACCAGAAUGGAAAGCAAUAUCUUGCCGUCUUCGAAGGGCAUAUUCCAACCGUUACGAAGCAGUUGGAGUUCAAGCAGGGUGACGUUGCUCCCGUACCACCGGGUGGUGUUUUGCCGUGGCAGGAUGCGAGGUAUAAAAUUAACGAUAAGCAAGUCCUACUGCUCGAAGAUUACUUUCGAACUCCGGCGGACAUGAACGUUAUGAUGAUGCCACCAAGAUCGAACGAGGAGUAAUGUAUGUAGCAAAAUUUUA
This is a messenger RNA of Anopheles maculipalpis, 745 nucleotides long. RefSeq lists its product as uncharacterized. Bases 49 to 726 code for a protein of 225 amino acids. Lineage: Eukaryota; Metazoa; Arthropoda; Insecta; Diptera; Culicidae. The record is from RefSeq and is a predicted model, not a curated record. The transcript is spliced from 4 exons.